Messenger RNA from Symbiodinium natans, 627 nucleotides. NCBI's taxonomy places the organism in Eukaryota, Dinophyceae, Suessiales, Symbiodiniaceae. The record is from the annotation of a GenBank genome assembly.
AUGGGCGGGGCGGGGUUGGUUGAUGGCUCCAACUUUCUGAUGAUUAGACGCCUGAGCUCCUUGUGCAUGCUUUGGAGAUGGUAUCAGCAGUUGUUAAAGUCGCUGUUCAGCAAUGCCGAGUACGACGAAGAAGACAAGGAGGCAGACGUGGUCUACGACAAGAUCGACGUCAAAAUGGACCAAAGGCGACUGAAGCAGCGCGAGAAGAAGAUGCGCGAGCAGAUCAAGGAGCUUCGUGCCGCAAAGCCGACGAUCCAGCAGCAGUUUGCGGACCUGAAGCGUGAGCUGGCAACCGUCAGCAACGAGGAGUGGGAAGGCAUCCCGGAAGCUCAAGAGCACUUGAAGGUCAAGCAGAGGAAGUCCUCCAACUUCACGCCUACGCCUGAUGCCUUGCUUGCCGGCAUGGCCAGCGGCCGUGGUGUCAGUGGCUCGGCCACGCCCAUGGGAGGUUCGGCAACACCCAUGGGAGGCAACGGGGCUAUGCAGCUGCAGAUGGGCAGUGGAUAUUGGGGCAGCAGCGUGCUUCGGAACACCCAUGGGCAUGAGAACGCCCAUGGGAGGCCGGCUGCACCGCAAGAUCCGCCCGGGUUCGGAUGUGCUUCUCUCAUCCAAAAGGAGAAGUCGUAG